UGAAGGGAACGGGUAUGAAAUGCUUAACUCAACAGGGAGCAUAGACAAGGAAUCUGAUGUUGGAAGCAAGCAGCUGGAGUUGGCUCAACUUAAGAUAGAUGAUAUCAAAGAAAAAAGAUCACGACUCCUCUUAGAAAUCAGCGAACAUAAGCAGAUCCUUGAGCAGGAUAGGAACAUAACCCGUAGCUUUCCUGCUGCAGUACAGCAGAUGGAUAUGAAGUCCUUGGAGGAGGAAUACAAAGCCCUACAAUGUGAUAAAGCUGGAGAAAUUGAGUACUUGCAGUCUCUUGAAGAACGAAUCAACGGAAUGAAGGGAGUUUCUGAUCCUAUCAAAUGCUGCUGCGGACUGGAGUACACGGUAGAACUAUAG
Lolium rigidum is the source of this 370-nucleotide messenger RNA. RefSeq lists its product as uncharacterized. NCBI's taxonomy places the organism in Eukaryota, Viridiplantae, Streptophyta, Magnoliopsida, Poales, Poaceae. The record is from RefSeq and is a predicted model, not a curated record. The transcript is spliced from 6 exons. The coding region runs from base 20 to 370 and encodes 116 amino acids.